AUGACAUCAUCAGAUGAUGAUUAUGGUCAAGUAUCAAAUAAUAAUACUAAUAGCAAUCGACGUAUGAAUAGCAAUAGUAAUAAUCCUUACUCAUCUGCAUCUGGUAUUGAAAUACGUUUAUUAAUGACUUCUCGUGAUGCUGGAGCAGUUAUUGGUAAAGGCGGUUUAGCAAUACAAAAACUUCGUGCUGAUCAUCCACGUAUAAUAAUUCAAGUACCUGAUUGUGCCUCACCUGAACGUGUAUUAAUUUUAAGUGGCGAACAAGAUCAAUGUUUUGAUGCUUUAUAUCAAAUCAUUCCAAAUUUAAUUGAUAGUUCUCGUCUUUCAUCAUUUAAUCGUAGACGUAAUACAACUCCUGGAGGAGGAAAUUCGGAAGAAAUACAACCAAAUACUAAUGAUGAACCAAUUGCAUCAGAAAUUCGAAUACUUGUUCAUCAAAUAUAUUGUGGAGCUAUUAUUGGUAAAGGUGGACAACAUGUCAAAGAAUUAAGACAAACAUAUAAUCUCGAUAUUAAAGUUUUUUCUCAAUGUUGUCCAUUAAGUCAUGAAAGAGUUAUUUCAUUACGUGGAAAAACUGAAGAAAUUAUUGAAUGUAUUAAAGACAUAUAUAAUUUAAUGGCAACAUCAUCACAACAACCAAGAGGUUCUCCUUUAAUUCAAUAUGAUCCACAUAAUUUCGACAUUUAUGCUGUGAAUGAAUAUGGUGGUUUUCAACCUCCAGGUGGAGUUGAUAAUCGUUCUUCAUAUAAUCCACGCGGCGGCGGCGGCGGUGGUGGCGGCGGAUAUUCAUCGACUGCACAACGUGGUGGCAUGUAUCCUAUUCAACCAUUACCUCCUCUUGUUGAUGUAUCGUAUGGGGGUGGACCAGGUUUAAAUGCUCGUUAUAACAAUACUGCAUUACUCACUUCAACACGUGUAACAUUACCGAAUGAACUUGUCGGAGCUAUAAUUGGACCACGUGGAGCAAAAAUUCAACAGAUACGUCAAACAACAAAUGCUAAUAUAAUUAUUGAUGAUCAAUCAAUUCCUAGUGGUAAUAGUGGAGGUGGUGAUAGAAUAAUAACAAUUGAAGGAACACCAGAACAGAUCAGUCGUGCACAAGCACUUCUUCAACAAGCUGUUCGACAAUCUGGCCUUUGGCGACCAUAA
Adineta steineri is the source of this 1149-nucleotide messenger RNA. The record is from the annotation of a GenBank genome assembly. Lineage: Eukaryota; Metazoa; Rotifera; Eurotatoria; Adinetida; Adinetidae.